AUGGACUCAAUUGUACCAUUCACCACACAGAAGCGACCCGGCGAGAAGGGCUCAGACCAGCAACCGCCCCGGAAGAGAGCACGGCAGAGCUGUGAGACCUGUAAGGCUAAGAAGACUAAGUGUGUUGGCAUUGAGAAUGGCGCAUGCCAGAACUGCGCACAGCUUGGCGUCCCGUGCGAGGUCAAUCUCAAGACGAGAAAGCGCCCUUUUUACCGCAUCUCAGAGGAGGUCCAUGAGUCGUCCAUCGCGCUCCUCCGUCGGUUUGUAUCGGAAGAAGAGCUACCGGAGCUCACCGUUGAGGGUAUCCAAGCCAUUCACGCCAAGCUAGACGAAAGAAAUGCUAGUUCUAGAAGCCCCAGAUCAGUGCAGGUCCAACGACCCACCCGGACUAAUAAUGCGGAAGGCGCUGGGAAAGAACCAGCUGGGGAUGAAGUCAUGGAGCCAGACGAACAUCCCAUCCUACAAGAAGCGCUCGGCUGCAUGGUGCUUGAUUCUUUAGGAAAAUACCGCUAUGUGGGCCCAGACUCGGGCAUCCGUUGGAAUCAUGCCGCGCGCCGGGCACAGCAAAAUUCUCUGAACACCGAUCCAAAGGUCAUUGCGCCUUUGAAAACAGGAUUACUCCCGCCCAAGACACUAGAGAGCUUGAAUGGUGCAUGUAGAAGAGAAGUUUACCUGCCACCAAACAACCUAUGUAUGCGCUACGCUGGGCUUUUUUUCCAGGAGAUCCAUUGUUUGUAUUGGUUCUACUCCUUGGAGCAGUUCUACAGUAUGCUGGACCAGACCUUAGAGGGUCGGGGAAUAGGAAUGAGCGCGUCUUGGCUUUGCUCUCUGUAUUCUAUCUUUGCGAUCGGCAGUAUGACACCCGUCAGUCAAAAAACUCAGACAGGGAGCGUGGCGGAAGGGGCCGUGAAGCAGGCGGCGGACUAUCUGGCUUUGGCGAAAGAAUUGUCAGCUGAAGUGAGCGACGAGGCGGAUGUCGAGAGUGUGAAGGCUUCUGGUCUGUUGAGUUUGGCCAUGCAUGCUAUGUGUCAUAGUAUUGGGGCAUAUUUACACUUGGGAACAGCCGUGAGAAUUGGGUUCUCUCUUGGUCUGCACCGAAAUAUCUCUCCCCGGACGAGUAAUUCAGUUGAACGAGAGAGGGGGAGACGACUAUGGUGGACAAUCUAUACACUAGACCAUGAAAUGGCGAUUCGCUUCGGCUAUCCGUGUGCGGUUGGUAAUGAUGCUGGUUUCAUGAAUACGCCACUGUCAUCGGAACAGAUCAUGGACCCCGGCCCAAAUAUGCCACUAGGAUACCAGGCACUCUCAGUCUCGCUGGUCCAGCUCCGGAGGAAGAUCAGCCAUAGCUGCUUCUUAGAACCCGCGCAAGUCGGUGGCCGACUGCCGAUGAGUCGUGUCUUUGAAAGCCUAAACGCCCUCAAAUGCUGGCUCAACGAAGUGCCUCCGUACCUCGGUUGGGGCUCUUCCCACCCCCCACAACACCGUCGACCCGUGUCAAUCCUACACUUAAGGUACUACAGCUCUGUCAUUUUCGUCACGCGUCCUUUCCUCUUAUUUAUUAGCUCUCGUCGAUCUACCAUCACGCAUGCAGCCAAAGCACAAUGCUAUGAGGAGCUCAGCGGCAAAUGCAUCGAAGCCGCGGAGCGCUCUGCCGCCAUCCUCCAGCGCAUGGUGAAUGACCGGACACUGUCCAGUCGGAUUUUAUUUGACAGCCAUUGCAUAAUGGAGACAGCGUGGAUUCUAAUAUUAGCCAUGCAGAAACUCGGUCGACCGGAGCAUCGGCAGCUUUUGGGCUUCUGCCUUGAGACUGUACGUAACAUGGAGAAGAUCGGAUGGUGCGAAAAGAUCUUGCCAGAAUUGGAAGCGAGAGUCCACGAGAUCGGCAUCCUGGAGCCGCAUCAAGAGGCGCAGCAUCAAGCGAGUAACCUUCAGUAUCAAGCCUAUCCGGAUAGAGCCACGGGGUACAGUGUGUAUCCUGAAACAGAAGCUCUUUUCCUGGAUGACACCGACUUUAACCUCGAUAUUUCCGAAUUUGACGUGCUCGAAACGCUAGACCUGAAUGCUCAAUCAGGCCGGAUUGAUGUCCUCGCGGAUGGGACAUUAUCUACCUUUCAGCUCAAUUUCUGA
This is a messenger RNA of Penicillium robsamsonii, 2127 nucleotides long. Its product is annotated as Zn(II)2Cys6 transcription factor. Gene Ontology annotation, molecular function: zinc ion binding; DNA-binding transcription factor activity, RNA polymerase II-specific; RNA polymerase II cis-regulatory region sequence-specific DNA binding. The record is from RefSeq and is a predicted model, not a curated record. Gene Ontology annotation, cellular component: nucleus. Bases 1 to 2127 code for a protein of 708 amino acids. Gene Ontology annotation, biological process: DNA-templated transcription; positive regulation of transcription from RNA polymerase II promoter by galactose. The transcript has 6 exons. Lineage: Eukaryota; Fungi; Ascomycota; Eurotiomycetes; Eurotiales; Aspergillaceae.